AUGUUCUUCUACCUGCUGAUCGUGUUCUCAGCCGUCAGCUCCCUGUACACGCUGAUCUGGGACCUGAAGAUGGACUGGGGCCUGUUUGACCGUGGAGCAGGAGAGAACACCUUCCUCAGGGAGGAGAUCGUCUACCCGCAGAAAGUGAGUAUCACAUACAUAUGACUUGCACAAACACACACGCAUGGAACACAUACACACACACACAGUCUCCUCUGACCUGAUGACUGUUAUAUUUUCCAGGCGUACUAUUACUGUGCCAUCAUAGAGGACGUGAUUCUGCGUUUCGCCUGGACCAUCCAGAUCUCCCUCACCACCAUGACCAACAUCCCCUCCGUGGGAGACAUCGUGGCCACCGUGCUGGCUCCUCUAGAGGUGUUCAGGUGGGUUGGAGCAUCGCAGAGUCUCUCUCGCAUUCUCUCUCGCGCUCUCUCUCUCUCUUAUAUACCUCACUCUGUAUCCACACACAGGCGUUUUGUCUGGAACUUCUUCCGUCUGGAGAACGAGCACCUGAAUAACUGUGGUGAGUUCCGUGCCGUGAGGGACAUCUCAGUGGCUCCGCUGAACGCCGACGACCAGACGCUGCUGGAGCAGAUGAUGGACCAGGAGGACGGAGUCAGGAACCGCCAGGGCAAGAAGAGCUGGAAGCGCAGCUACAGCCUGUCUCUACGACGCCCUCUGAUGUCCUCUCAGUACGAACCUCCUCUCUCACACACACACACACACACACACACACACACACACAAACACACAUGGCUAAGGCUAGGAGAUUUUCCUGAAAACGUGACCUGAGUUUUUCCCGUUCAGGUCAAUUGGUCAGGAAACCCUCCGGGUCCUCCAGGUUAUGGCCAUUGCCAGGAGUCUGUAUAUGGUGGCCUUGUGCUUGUCUGACACUAUGUGUGUGUUCCUUCUCUCGUCCAGAUCAUCCAAGAAGGACACCAAGGUGUUGAUAGAGGACACGGAUGACGAGGCCUUCAGCUGA
Coregonus sp. 'balchen' is the source of this 982-nucleotide messenger RNA. Lineage: Eukaryota; Metazoa; Chordata; Actinopteri; Salmoniformes; Salmonidae. The record is from the annotation of a GenBank genome assembly.